Molecule: messenger RNA, 738 nt
Organism: Lathyrus sativus (Indian pea)
Lineage: Eukaryota; Viridiplantae; Streptophyta; Magnoliopsida; Fabales; Fabaceae
Source: the annotation of a GenBank genome assembly
AUGGGUGAUCUUCAUCAUCAUAUUCAGAAUCAAGAACAACACAUUUCGAUCCCAAAUUCUCACAACCAACAAGAAAACAACGAUCUUUUCUCAAUGCUGCGUCUCAACACCUCUUCCACCUCAACCCACCAUCACCAUCACAAAAACUCCACCAAACGCCGCUCACCUCCGUCGUCUUCAACCGCCGAACGAAGCGCCAAGAAGCACUCUUUUGAAGAUUUCACUCGUAAUGGCUUCUCUGCCAUUACACUUCCUUUCAGUCUCCGCGGCAAUGUUCUCCGCCGCUGCGUAUCUACGCCGGAGCAGUCUGCGGCUCCGAUGGUGAAAGGGGCUGGGUUGCCGCCUCUGCAUCCGAACUUAAAGAGAUGUCUGUCUGCUGAUGCUAAAACGAUUUCUCGUUCUUUGAGUUCUGAAGAACCGACACCUGCUGAUUCAAUGAGGCUUAAAAGGAUGAAGGAUCGUUUGAAAGAAAUGAAACAAUGGUGGGAUGAAGUCAUGAAAGAAGAGGAUGAACAAGUAGAAGAACAACAACAACAACAGGAAGAAGUAGAAAAAGAGCAAUCUCCUGUGGUUGAAGAAGACAAAGUCCUAUGUCAGGAUGAAUUGGGGGAAGAUGUUGAAGAAUCUGUGAGAGUAGAGUGGGCUGAAAAAUGUUUAAGCCUCACUUUCAAGUGUCCAUGUAGCAAGGGCUAUGAGGUUUUAAUAUCUGCAAACAACUGUUACUAUAAGCUGGUGUAG